GGGGGCGGGACCGCGGCGCUAGGGGCAGGCGGGCGCCGAUGGCGGCGGCGAGGGGCACCUGAGCGGGCCGGGGCCAUGAGCGCCACCCGGCCCCAGUUCAGCAUCGAUGACGCCUUCGAGCUGUCUCUGGAGGACGCGGGCCCGGGGCCCGAAUUCAGCGGAGUCGCCCGCUUCGGCCCGCUGCACUUCGAGCGCCGGGCCCGGUUCGAGGUGGCCGACGAGGACAAGCAGUCCCGGCUGCGCUACCAGAACCUGGAGAACGAUGAGGACGGAGCCCAGACCUCUCCGGAGCCGGAUGGAGGAGUCAGCACCAGGGAUUCCAGCCGAACGUCCAUCCGCAGCUCCCAGUGGUCCUUCAGCACCAUCAGCAAUAGCACCCAGCGCUCCUACCAUGCCUGCUGCAGCUGGACUCAACACCCUUUGAUCCAGAAGAACCGCCGGGUAGUGCUGGCCUCCUUCCUGCUCCUGCUGCUGGGGCUGGUGCUGAUCCUGAUCGCCGUGGGACUGGAGGUGGCCCCCUCGCCAGGUGUCUCCAGCGCCAUCUUCUUCGUGCCCGGCUUCCUGUUGUUGGUUCCCGGAGUCUACCACGUGAUCUUCAUCUACUGCGCGGUCAAGGGCCACCGGGGCUUCCAGUUCUUCUACCUGCCCUACUUCGAGAAGUGAGCUGUGGGCGGCCGGCCGGGAACCAGCCUCGUCUCCGAGCGGCCCCAGGGGGCGCUCCUCGGGUCCGCCCCGCUCUGGUUCCCUCAUCUCCAGGGAAGAACUCCGGGACCCGGGAGCCCCCAACCCCCUCAGAAGUUUGCUCAGGAAGUUUGCCCAAUACCCAGGCCUGGAAAAGUUGCCCCUGGCCUGUUCUGUGCCUUAACUUAUUCUCGGGCCCUGGGGCUGCUGGGUUGGUGGUGUUUUGUGCUAAUAAAAGAAUGUGCUUCAUUCCAGAAGAG
This is a messenger RNA of Odobenus rosmarus divergens (Pacific walrus), 941 nucleotides long. It is a transcript of the gene TMEM134, whose product is annotated as transmembrane protein 134. NCBI's taxonomy places the organism in Eukaryota, Metazoa, Chordata, Mammalia, Carnivora, Odobenidae. Bases 76 to 663 code for a protein of 195 amino acids. The transcript is spliced from 7 exons. The record is from RefSeq and is a predicted model, not a curated record.